AUGGUAUCGAUAUUGGCCGAUAUUAUUGUCUUCCGUGUCCUCAGCCUCCUGGCUGCACUGCUGUUACCAGCCUCCUCGUGCCCCCCAUCCUGUUUCUGCUCCUCAGAAAGCCAGGUGGUGGACUGCGGGGACCGCGGACUCUCCUCCCUCCCUCCCUUGCACCUUCUGCCUCCCGGGAGCCGCUCCUUGAUGCUGACCAACAACAAACUCGCCUCGCUGGGAGCCUCGGCCUUUGCAAACCUCUCCUCCUUGGAGGAGUUGGACCUUUCCAAUAACUACCUGGAUAAUUUACCAGCUGGAUUAUUUAAAGACAUGUCCAACUUAACAAGACUGACCCUACACAACAACUCACUGACAGUCAUGGACAGAGACCUCUUCCAGGGUUUAGGUGGUCUCCAGAGUCUGGACUUGUCAUUGAACGGUCUAUCCACAGUUCCAAUAGGCCUAAUGGACGAGCUGCAGAGCCUCAGGUGGCUCUCACUGGCGGGUAAUAGGCUUCAUGGUUUGGAGAGGGCAGCGUUCAAUCCGCUGGCCAACCUGCAACACCUGGAACUGGGACACAACCCCUGGGAGUGCGACUGCAACCUUCGUGACUUCAAACACUGGAUGGAGUGGCUGCUGUAUCGAGGGGGUAAAGUGGAUGCAGUGGAGUGCACGCUACCAAAGGAUCUGCGUGGGAGAGACAUUCGUGGCGUUCCCGUGGAGAUGUUCAACUACUGCCUCCAGCUUGAGGAUGAGAACAGAGAAGGAGGUGGUGGUGAGGGUGCUCAUUCUGGACAAGGAGGUGGUCCUCCGUGCAGCAGGAGUGCUCUUAACCCAAGUGGGGCAACACCAGUUUCUGACAACGGUGGCAACACUGGUGACGACUCCCCCUCGAGCAUUGGAGGUGGCGAAGCACCUUCGGACUGUGUCCGUGCUCGCUACCGGCCCGUGAGCGUGCGGCGCGCUAUUGGCACAGUGGUGAUUGCUGGUGUGGUGUGCGGCAUUGUUUGCAUCAUGAUGGUUGCUGCCGCCGCUUAUGGCUGCAUCUAUGCUUCUCUAAUGGCCAAAUACCAGAGAGAGCUGAAGAAGAGACAGCCGUUAAUGGGAGAUGGAGAGGCUGAUGGGGAUGACAGGGAGGAUAAACAAAUCUCCUCUGUGGCCUGAAUCAUAAAGAGAGUAUGGGACAGGGAAGUCUAGCAUGUCAAAGUGUGAAAGCAAUGAUAAUAAAAGGGCUCAAAGAGGAGAGAAACUGAAAAGCUUGUUUUCUAUACAUAGUAUCUCUUCCUCUGACUCUCACACUGACACCUCUUUCCCCAUUUUUGGUAUCACUUUUUCAAUCCUCUUUCUAUUUUUAACCUUCUCCUUCUCUGUCCCUCACUCUAACACACUUCCUCCACACAUGCACCUUAUCUGCACCCUGAUUUACUCUUUAAUUUUGGACCCGUUCUAUUUGCAGUAUUUGUUACCGAUCAUCCC
This is a messenger RNA of Nematolebias whitei (Rio pearlfish), 1458 nucleotides long. RefSeq names its product leucine-rich repeats and transmembrane domains 2a (gene lrtm2a). Bases 1 to 1146 code for a protein of 381 amino acids. The transcript has 6 exons. The record is from RefSeq and is a predicted model, not a curated record. Gene Ontology annotation, cellular component: plasma membrane. Gene Ontology annotation, molecular function: protein binding. NCBI's taxonomy places the organism in Eukaryota, Metazoa, Chordata, Actinopteri, Cyprinodontiformes, Rivulidae.